AUGGGGAUUUUUGAUCUUUUUGAAAAGAAACAGGUGAUUUUCUUAUUUUAUGUUGUACUUGAUGUUGUUUGCUAGUUUUCUUUUGCCGAAUAGUUUAGUUAUUUUAUUUUUAAUGUUGUGUGUAGUGUAAUGUCGCUUUUAAAUAUAAAACGUUUUUAUUUUAGGAUAAAAUGGCAGCCAAUGUCACUAUUGACUGUUUUGGCGAAAAACUUGAAGUCUUGAUUCAGAAUGAAGAAUAUGCUGGCUCCGAACUAGUACCCGAAGAUGGAGAACAGAUUCUUAAAACCGUUGGUGAUCUCAGAAAUAGGAUUGCUGGUCACUUUGGGUUGGUUGCGGACAAAAUGAAGAUUAUUCAUAGAGGUAUGUAUUAUAAUAUUGUCUUUUUGUGUUUAGGUAUGUUGAAGCUGGAUCUAGAACGCUUUGAAGGGCAUUAGAAAUUAGAUUUUACCCUUUUGGUGUUAGUCUUUACCUAUUUUUACUUGAAUUUGGGCACAUUUUUAUGCAAAAUUUUAACUGGCCUUCAUGUCUUUUGUUGAAAAUUUGUUAUAUUUCAGUAUAUUACAGGUAAAUGUUUUGAACAUUUUUGUUAAGUUAGCAAAAUUCAAAAUAUGUAUUACAGUUUAUUUAGGUUUAGAGGGAAAAUGAAUAUUUGAGUAUAAGAACGUAAACUUAAGACCAUGGCCGUCUUUUAUUUUUCUUCGAAUGGGAUGAGGAGGGGCCGGUGUUCCUAUGAGGUCUUGGGGGGUAUCUAGGCUUGGCAUGAGGGUAAGGGAGGAUGACUUCGCCUUGGCUGGUGUGAUAUGACACCUUCAUUAUGUCACUAGCAAACUUGUUUCGUUUCGCCAUCCUCAGCGUUGUGAAUACGUAGCUAGUAAAUAAAGGUUUUUAGUAAAAGAUUUUUAUAUAUUUGCAAGUAAGUUAAACGAUAAACCCUAGGUUCUUAAGAGCUAUGCAAAAAGAAUUCUAAAUAGAUUGUAUUUAUGGUGUUGCUAUCUGUUUUGAUUAUAUAUGCAGUGGAACACUGUAUAACAAAACUCCUUUAUAACGAAAAAAUUUCAAGUCUCCGAGCGAUUCGUUAUACAUGAGUUCCACUUUAUAUCUAUAUAUACAUAUAUAUAUUAAAAAACUUUCCAUGAGCAGCUCAAGAACAGGCAGUGAUGAUCUGUAGUAUUUUAUGGUACACAAGGUGGUCCGAAUAUAGAAAAGCCCAAACGCUUCCUGCAGUGGACAAUAACGGAUUCACCCUUUGGCAAAAUUUUCCUGAGGGGUUACAAUCGUAUAGAAUGUAUGGCAUAUUAGAUGUAUCAAGGGACCGCCGAAGCAUAAAUAAUGUGGAUAGGUACAACACUACCAUAAAUAAGUGUAUUAUAGUGCUAUCUUGGCCAGUCAUUAUAAAAAUAGUGUAUAGCCAAUAAAUACCGCUAAAAAGCGCAAUCAGCCUAUAUUGACAUUCAUUUUUAGUAUUUACGAUAGUGCAGUUCAAAUAGGCGGGAACCAGUCCUAGUGUCGCGAUUAGAAAGUUGGAAUAGUUGUAGGUAGUAUAAUCAUUUUGAUCAGCAUUUGUAGGUAAAAUAUUUUAGUGAUCGGGAUAAUUGCUAGAAAAAAAUUGAAAAUGUUUAUCAGAAGAUCUAAAAAGUUAAUUACAACUUUUUUUUUGUACCAGUACAUUUUUUUUCCGAAAAAACGGCAAAAAAGAUCAAAAUUGUUGAAUUUUCUCUUGAUUUUUCUGUGAGAACAUCAAGGUAUCCAUCCCUCAGGCCUUGGGUUUGAUGACUUUUCAAAGAUUGAGUUUUAAUGAAUAUUUGUUUGAUGAAACUUUGUAUAAACAAUUUCUUGUUGAUUAUGGGUGUUUGAACGUGUUUUUAAUUUCGAUUUUACUUGAUUUCAGUAGUAUUUUUUGUAUAAAUCGUGAUGAAUAAUUACAAAUUUUUCAUUUUCAGGACAAAAUGGUAGCCAAUGUCACUAUUGA
Molecule: messenger RNA, 1969 nt
Organism: Bursaphelenchus okinawaensis
Lineage: Eukaryota; Metazoa; Nematoda; Chromadorea; Rhabditida; Aphelenchoididae
Source: the annotation of a GenBank genome assembly